UGGCUCUGACCCCACCACUUUUUCAUUUUACAUGUUGAUGGACGAACUGAUGAGAGAGCGGCCACUGGCCAACACGACAGGCAGCGGUGUGGACCAAGGUUAUGAGGAGGAAUCUGAGGACUACAGCCCCGAUGCAAAUCCGGAACAAAGCAUCCUUUCCGAUGAUGAGUCCAGCUUUGAUGAAGCAGCUGGCAGCAGCACACAACAAACAACAGUGGCAGAAGACAGUGGUCCAAGAAACUUUCAACAGACGAGGACAUCAAGGAAGAGACCACGAGGGAACUCUGGUUAUGCAAGGGCCAUGCAGACUUGGGCCACCGAACAGCAAUCCUUCUACCAGAAGAUGCAAGAGUCCCAGAACAAAUGGAUAGAAGAACAACAGGAACGAUGGCAGCAAAGAGAAGAAAGGUUGUUUGUAAGGUUCUUAGAAGAAAACACACUCUCAACUGAGCGCGUAGUGAGGCAAUGUUUUGAUGGAUUAAAGUCCAUCAUGACUCAAAUGACCCCACCUCCACAGGGAAGAUCUCCAGUUCCUCCCUACCCUCAGCAUCAAUACCCAGGUCAAAGCCGGUCUGCUCAAUUUCCUCAGAACCCAAGCUACAACUCGGAUUACCACCUCCAUGACCAAAGCUAA
Molecule: messenger RNA, 634 nt
Organism: Nematolebias whitei (Rio pearlfish)
Lineage: Eukaryota; Metazoa; Chordata; Actinopteri; Cyprinodontiformes; Rivulidae
Exons: 3
Coding region: 32-634 (200 amino acids)
Source: RefSeq, a predicted model, not a curated record